AUGAUUUAUCUGAUCUGUGUUGUUAAAGGGCAACUUGAUCAUCUUUUCAGUUUCAGAGCUGAACGUAAAAGGGAGCAAAACUUCAAAAUAAUUACAUCAUGAAGUGUUCAGAGACUGAAAUGUAGUUUCAGUGGGCUAUGUACGAUAUUAUUCAAUAAUCAUGAGAACUAUAACAUCUUAUACAAUACAUGUACAUGUAGGUGCACUGGAAAAUCAUACAAAAAGUAACAAUAAUUAUAACCAGAACCAGAACUCUAAUGGGCAAUAGUGGUUAUUGAAAGAGCAAAUGUAAUGUAACUAAUAUUAUUUUUGCUAAUAUUAGAACACCAAACUCAACAUACUACUUGGUUUGUGAUAAAGCUCACUUUAAAACACAAUACAACUAUAAUCCCAUUUUCAAUUUUGGCUUCACUACCUAAAAAAGAGGAAAAAUAGGAGGUUUUUGUUUAAAAAUAGGAGAAAAUAGGAAUAUGCUCGAAAAAUAGGAAAAAAUAGCAACUGGACACCCUGGUCUCAGAAUUCAGUGGCAACAGAACAGUUCCCGUAAAAUCCUGUGGUGCUGAGAAACGAAGCUUCACUGUCACACUAGCAAUUGCCGCUGAUGGGAAGAAACUACCGCUUUCAGUGACCUUCAAGGGUGUUCGCAUUCCCAGAGACCUUGUUGUUCCACCAUCAGUGAAAGUUUACUCCAGCAGGCAAGAAGAAAGCUCCUUCCCUAAAUCUGGUCCUUCGCUGGAUAAAGCAAGCUUGGAGCGAUAUUCCCAAGGAGAUGGUGAGGCGAUCCUUCAAAACUUGUGGCAUCUCCAAUGCACUUGACGGAACAGAAGACGAUGCCAUCUAUGACUGUCCUGAAAUUGAUGCAGAUGAUGAGGAGAUGGAAGAAGAAUUCGACAAGGACAGCGAAGAUGAUGAUGAACGCUGA
This is a messenger RNA of Porites lobata, 922 nucleotides long. Lineage: Eukaryota; Metazoa; Cnidaria; Anthozoa; Scleractinia; Poritidae. The record is from the annotation of a GenBank genome assembly.